AUGACGGAGGAAGAGAAAAAAACGCUUGAAAAGUCGAAAAGGCGCAAAACAAGGAAGCAGAAAAAUAAAACCGAGGAAGAAAACUUGCAACCUUCCUGCGAAAAGAAGAGUCGAUCGAGAUCACGAUCUCGUCGGAGAAAAAUUGCAACGAUUCCAAAUGAUGAAGGAUUAGAAGUAAACAUUGGCGAGAAAAUGAAUGCAUCAGAAGAAACAGAAAUUAAAUCAAAGUGUCGAAAACGAUCAAAAAGCCGCAGAAGAAAAACAAAAGCGGAAGAUGCCGGAAAUGAAGCUAUACUUAAUGUGGAAGAAGAUUCCGUCAAAGAAGAAAACAGUGAUGUUCUUACAGAAGCUCUUGAAGGCAGUUUGACUGAGAAGGAAGGAAAAUCUGGAGAGAAGUCCAAAAGCCGAAGACGAUCAAAAAGUCGUCGAAGAAAUAAUAAGCCAGUUGUCGUCGAGAAAAAGGAAGACAAUCUUCAAAUCGAGGACAAGCUUUCUGAAAAAGAAAAGAUUGAAGAUUCUCAAGCCUCUGUAGAAGAAAAUGAAGACAAGAAUGAUGAACCUGUAGAGAAAACAUCAAAUAGCCGGAACCGAUCGAAAAGCCGAAGGCGAAAGAAAAAGUCGGAAAUCCGAAGCUCUCCUGUUGAAACCAUCGAAUUGGAAGCUGAUCAAGAGUUUAUGAAAGACAAGAUUGAUGAACAGGACGAAGUUGCUGAAGAAAAAGAAUUGACUGAUAUAACGGAAGAAAAGAAGUCAAAAAGCAGAACAAAGUCAAAAAGUCGUCGGCGAAAGGUCAAAAAGCAACUUGAGGAUUCGAUAGAGGAAGUAAUCUUUGUUGAUCCUCCCCAAGACAAUAAAGAUCAGAAGACGGAAGAUUUUUCGGAGGAAAAAAUCGAGGUUGAAAAACCUGCCAGCUCACCAGAAGCAGUCGUUAGUGAAACAUUGGUACAAAGAGAUAUCGUUGAAGAGAAGCAAGAAGAACCAGUCAAAAUUGAAAAAUCAAAAAGUCUUAGAAAAUCGCGACGCCGAAGACAUCAAAACUUGCCUGUCGAAAAUGAAAUUCAGGAAAAAGACUCGACCGAUGAAAAAACAAUUGAAGACGAAUCUGAGAUCAAAGAAGAAGAAUCACUUGCGCUAACAAAGCCGGGUGAAGAAAAUGAAGAUUCGCAAGAGCAAAAAGAAGAAAAAAUGACGAUUUCCCAGAGACGAGCAAAAUCAAGAAGGAGACGAAGAAUUCAAGAGCCAACGGGGCAAAAGAAACCGGAUGAAGCCGAGAAAGUCGUCGACACCAAUGACAAUGCGCCUGUCCAGGGAGGAGUUCUUGUUCUCCCGGUCAAACCUGGUGAAAAAAAAUUCGCUGAAAAAGCUGGAAAAUCAACGAUUCUCGAAGAAAACCCAAAUGAGAAGCUUCAUAAAAAGCAUCUUCUAAGUGCUCAAAUCGAGAGGGCUUUUCACAAAAUUGACAAUCAUGACGUCGACGUUAUCACAAAAGAAGCCGGUGGAAAGUGCCCUGGAUGCAUUAUUUUGUAA
Molecule: messenger RNA, 1527 nt
Organism: Oikopleura dioica
Lineage: Eukaryota; Metazoa; Chordata; Appendicularia; Copelata; Oikopleuridae
Source: the annotation of a GenBank genome assembly